AUGGUGCAGCUGUUCACAGAGGAGCAGAACGCUCAGGCUGUUCGGCGGCAACAGCAGCAGCUGAUUCUGACGAACAUGCUGCGCGUUCGCCAGCCUUUCUUCGUCGUGCCUCGGCGGGACGGCUCAAAGCCAGGCAAGAGGAGGAACAUCAACCGACAUCAUGAAGCCGGCGCAAUGCUGCUUGACGCCGACUACUUCAAAGACGACGCGACUCAUUCACCGAAGGAAUUUCGGCGCCGGUUUAGGAUGAACAAGGACAUGUUCUUGAAGAUUGUCCACGGUGUCAGGGAGUACGACACGUACUUCAUGGCCACGAAAGAUUGCACAGGACUGUGGGACUUCACCUCAAUUCAGAAGUGCACUGUUGCAAUGCGUUGUCUUGCAUACAGAGCUCCUGCAGAUACAGCCAAUGACUAUCUACGGAUGGCAGAGUCGACAUGUACAGAGACUCUCUACAGGUUCUGCCGAGCCGUCAUAGCGGUGUUUGGUAAAGACUAUUUGAGAGCACCAAGAGUAGAUGAUACAUCUCGGAUCUUGCAGAAGAAUGCAGCAAGAGGGUUUCCUGGGAUGCUCGGAAGCAUCGACUGUAUGAAUUGGGGCUGGAAGAAUUGCCCUUUUGCUUGGCAGGUGAUCUACAAGAGCCAUACUGGAACAAACAAUGAUAUCAACAUGCUGCAGCGGUCUUCGGUGUUUGCCAGGCUAGCUGAGGGACAAGCUCCUGCCGUGAACUUUAAGAUGUGGGAGGUGAUGAGCGCCUGUGUGAACAUCCACAACAUGAUCAUUGAGAGCGAGCGCGAUGCACUUGUGCAGGAUGAUCAUCCAUUUGAUUAUCAAUGGCCACUAGCUGAGGUAGAGCAUGUGCCCCAAUAA
This is a messenger RNA of Lolium perenne, 870 nucleotides long. RefSeq lists its product as uncharacterized. Lineage: Eukaryota; Viridiplantae; Streptophyta; Magnoliopsida; Poales; Poaceae. The record is from RefSeq and is a predicted model, not a curated record.